Molecule: messenger RNA, 554 nt
Organism: Quercus lobata
Lineage: Eukaryota; Viridiplantae; Streptophyta; Magnoliopsida; Fagales; Fagaceae
Exons: 3
Coding region: 112-543 (143 amino acids)
Cellular component (GO): chloroplast envelope
Source: RefSeq, a predicted model, not a curated record
UAACAUAGAAUGCAAGCAAUAAUAACCCACCUAGCCAAACACAAACCUUAUCACCUAUACAAACAAUACUGCACCUCUCUCUCUCUCUGUGUAAACUCCGAUUGAACAAAAAUGGCAAUUGGGAAGAAGAAGUUGAUGUCAUCGGCGCCAUGGAGGGGCGAAGAGGAAGCCACUGAAGAGUUCCAAGACGCGAAGCUCAAAGUCACAAAGCAGCAGCCUGGAGCCGAGUCAGUGAUGCACGUGCCUCGCAAGAAGAAAGACAAGUCCAAACGCCACGACCAUGACGAUUACGGUGAUGAUUCCCUCGUCGAGAUUGACCCCCAGCUUCGCUACAGCUUUCAACGUAACUACCAGUUUCUUCAACGAGUAUUUAGCAUUGACACCAUUGUGAAACCUCUUCCACCUGCCAUGGCCUACAAUGUUUCCCGCAACUUGAACUUCUUCACUCGCAUUUUCACGCAGUUUUUUGAUCCAAAAGGUAUAGCAAAUGCCCAAAAAUCGUUAGGGAUAGGACAGGAAGAGAAAGCUCGUCGCGUUCGUUGAAAAGAGAUUAA